AUGCCGCCCUCGGACGCGCCGCCCGCGCCCACCGCGCCGCCGCCCGACCCGCCCGCCACUCAGCCCCAGAAGUCCCGGUCGAUGGUAGUGUCGCUGACGCCGCCCCGGGAGCGCGAGACCUGGGCCAAGAAGGCGGAGUUCCUGCUGGCGGUGGUCGGCUUCGCGGUUGACCUGGGCAAUGUGUGGCGCUUCCCUUACAUCUGCUACCAGAAUGGGGGAGGUGCAUUCCUGAUCCCGUACUGCGUGAUGCUGCUGUUCGGCGGGAUGCCGUUAUUCUUCAUGGAGCUGGCGCUGGGCCAGUACCAUCGCUGCGGCUGCCUCACGCUCUGGAAGAGGAUCUGCCCUGCGCUGAAGGGCGUGGGCUACGCGAUCUGCAUGAUCGACAUCUACAUGGGCAUGUACUACAACACGAUCAUCGGCUGGGCGGUCUACUACCUGGUGGCGUCCGUCUCGUCCAUCAACUCGGUGCUGCCGUGGACGAGUUGCAACAACGAGUGGAACACCCCUCUGUGUUCUCCGGUGACGGCGCCGCAGACUAAUCCUAAUGCUUCUACGCCUGCUAAGGAGUUCUUUGAACGCAACGUGCUGGAGCAGCACAAGUCCAACGGGCUGGACUACAUGGGCCCCAUCAAGCCGUCGCUGGCGCUCUGCGUGUUCGGGGUCUUUGUGCUGGUGUACUUCUCACUGUGGAAGGGAGUCAGGAGUGCUGGGAAGGUGGUCUGGGUAACUGCGCUAGCUCCAUAUGCUGUGCUGCUGAUCCUGCUGGCACGAGGAGUCACACUGCCGGGAGCCACCGAGGGUAUCCGCUACUACCUCACACCGGAGUGGCAUAAGCUGCAGAAUUCUAAGGUGUGGAUCGAUGCAGCCUCCCAGAUCUUCUUCUCCCUGGGUCCUGGGUUCGGCACGCUGCUGGCACUGUCCAGUUAUAACAAGUUUAACAACAACUGCUACCGGGAUGCUCUCAUCACGUCCUCCAUCAAUUGUCUCACUAGCUUCCUAGCGGGUUUUGUUAUUUUCUCUGUUUUGGGCUACAUGGCGCACGUGCAGAACAAGAGCAUCGAGGAGGUGGGUCUGGAAGGCCCAGGGCUGGUGUUCAUCGUGUACCCUGAAGCCAUCGCCACCAUGACCGGCUCCGUCUUCUGGGCCAUCAUAUUCUUCCUCAUGCUUAUUACGCUCGGACUUGACAGCACUUUUGGAGGUCUAGAAGCAGUGACGACAGCGCUAUGUGACGAGUACCCGCGCGUGCUGGGGCGGCACCGGGAGGCGUUCGUAGCUGUGUUACUGCUCUUCAUCUAUAUCUGUGCUCUGCCGACUACUACUUAUGGCGGUGUAUACCUAGUAGACCUACUUAACGUGUACGGCCCCGGGCUGGCCAUCCUAUUCGUGGUGUUUGCGGAGGCAGCUGGUGUCUGCUGGGUGUACGGAGUAGACCGGUUCUCUGAAGACGUGAGGACCAUGCUGGGACACACGCCUGGAUGGUUCUGGAGGGCCUGCUGGUCUUAUAUCAGUCCAGUAUUCCUGCUGGUACUCUUCAUAGUAUCAGUCCUAGCACACGAAGAGAUGCUGGGCGGCGAGUACUCCUACCCGGCCUGGUCCAUCACGGUGGGUUGGGUCAUGACCGGCACCACCGUCUCCUGCAUCCCUCUCUACAUUCUAUACAAGUUCAUCAUAACGCCUGGCAGUUUCCUUCAUCGAAUCAAAACCAUCAAGCGACCUGAAGUCAUCUCGAUACCGCCAACGGACCCAACGCUCUGCAGCCUGUGACCUGACCAAUACAGCUCAGCCCCUCUGCAGACGAAGCCAGCCAUCGAGUGGCUCGUCUAAAACUCUGCAGCACUCUGCAAAGUCGCCCCAACUCUGCAGUAUUACCCCAAACAGUAUUAUAAAAAAAUAUUGCAUUUUAUUAGUCAAAAUUGUAAUUAUAAGCGUUGAUAUAAAACUCCGGUAUGUUAUUGUAUUGUAGAUUUAAUAAAAUAAACCAAAGUUACAUCGUAGAUUUUAAGCAUUAUCGGCUUUUGGUAAAUGUUUAAGAAAAUAUUAUUAUGUAGAAAAUUCGUAGUUCUUUAUAAUGUGUACAAAGUUUUCGAGAAAAAUAAUAACAAUCAGUAUGUUAUUGCUUUAAGUAAAAAUAAAGAAAGCCUAUGGAAAAACUGUAGUAUUUAAAUUUUUCAAUAUUUAUUCGUCGUGUACUAAUAUACCAACAACGAAUAUAUAAAUAAGUGUAUAAUGGACUUAAAUAAAUUAUUUAUAAUUACUGUUGUAUAUCCUAAAAAAGUGUUGCUGGACAGACUAUAAAGAGUAAUUGCGUGGAUGUAAGAAAUACUUAUACUACCCAUGAACUAUAUAGAUUCAUAUAAAAUUAUUUAUACGAACUAGCAGUAGUUUUUGGUAGUAUAUGUAAUUUCAACUUGUGAAUAAAUGCAUGGAUUAUUUCUUAAAUACAUUUUAAUAAUUAGUCGUAAGCAAACCCCAUUGUAAAUAAGCUUUUAUAGAAAUAUUCAAAAAAUAUAUACAUUUCUAUACUCCUGGGCAAUGAGUGCAGAAACGAUAUAUAUUUACUAUUAGAAAUAAGGUAUAUAACAUUUGUAUAUAAUACUUGAAAUGUGAAAUGAAGUUAAUGGGAUCAUAUGAUUAGGUUUUCAGUGUAGAAAAUACGAUUAUAAAACAGUAUCUUAAAGCAUUAUUACU
Messenger RNA from Helicoverpa zea (corn earworm), 2688 nucleotides. RefSeq names its product sodium-dependent serotonin transporter (gene Sert). Gene Ontology annotation, biological process: serotonin uptake; sodium ion transmembrane transport. The coding region runs from base 1 to 1764 and encodes 587 amino acids. The record is from RefSeq and is a predicted model, not a curated record. NCBI's taxonomy places the organism in Eukaryota, Metazoa, Arthropoda, Insecta, Lepidoptera, Noctuidae. Gene Ontology annotation, molecular function: serotonin:sodium:chloride symporter activity; serotonin binding. The transcript has 12 exons. Gene Ontology annotation, cellular component: neuron projection; membrane.